Molecule: messenger RNA, 1144 nt
Organism: Ahaetulla prasina
Lineage: Eukaryota; Metazoa; Chordata; Lepidosauria; Squamata; Colubridae
Exons: 2
Coding region: 203-1144 (313 amino acids)
Source: RefSeq, a predicted model, not a curated record
CCCGGGCUUCAUUCCCGAUCGCUUGGUGACUCAGCAGGGCCUCUGCAUCGAUCUUCGACUGGCUCUCCGGCCACUCACUGAGGCCUUCAGUCUGUCAUUUCUGUAAUAGGCCUUGGCUUGGGCCUCUAAAGGCUCAUAGGCCUCGCAUCCAGGCCUUGUCCACGUGGGGUUUGAGGCCUAACUAUCGGUUAGGCCUUUCAAGAUGGCCGCCGUUCCUCCAGUCCGGCCUAGUAAAAGGAAGCAACAUCAGACCAGUCCAAGCCCAGGGCCUAGUGCUUCGAGCUCUCAUGCACCCACAAGGUCAGAGACACUUCAAUCCUCCAUUUCUAAGCCCCAAAAGGCUAUUUCUAAGACUUCUGAAAAGAAGGCCCUACAACGCCAGAAGGCUAUGGAUAGGGCCAUUGCUAGGGCAGUGAGGGAAUCUGCUGAUACUAUACAGGAACAGCAAUCCACCUCCUUACCAGUUCAGCCUCCUGUGCAGUCUCCUGGGGCUCCAUUAACUUUAUCUCCUGAUAUAUCUGUAGACUCAUCCCAACCUCUGCCCAAUUCUGAUUUAUUCUGUCCUAUUUCUGUAUCUGAAAUGGAGGUUUUACCUGCAGCCCCGCCAGUACUUGAGUCAGCAGAGGUUCCUUCUAGUGCCACUAUUCCAAUGGGGCCUGUGAGUCACCAGGCAGUUGCCCCAGUGGCUAAUGACCCUGCAGUUAUGGCAGAAAUGAUUGCAGCUGCUGUUCAGAGGGGUAUUACUGCUUCCAGGCAGACAAGAACCCAUUCAUGGGUUUCAGAAUAUGUAGCAUCCCAAACUAGUCACGAUUUGGUGCAGGACUACUCCACACCUCAAGCUGAAGAUUUCCAGGCUCAUUCUCCAUCUCGGGCCUCACUGGGGGAUGAAGGGGACCUUAGGGAUGAGAACCUCUCUGAGGAUGAGGAUUUGGUUCCAGACCAACCCUCCUUUGUGGGUCUCUUCAACCCACAAUUAUUUCGGUCUUUGCUACACAAGGCCAAGGUCACUACCCGGCUGGGAGUGGCCCGUCCGGCCCAAUUCCCACCUCAGAGACCACUGAUCCACCCAUGGACUUGUUUUCAGUUCCGUGGUCGAGACAGAAGAGGUGCCUGCCCCCAAGCUCUUUGUGGAAGUAGUCGAUAG